Bactrocera dorsalis (oriental fruit fly) is the source of this 2037-nucleotide messenger RNA. RefSeq names its product peroxisomal targeting signal 2 receptor (gene Pex7). NCBI's taxonomy places the organism in Eukaryota, Metazoa, Arthropoda, Insecta, Diptera, Tephritidae. The transcript is spliced from 4 exons. Gene Ontology annotation, cellular component: peroxisomal matrix; cytosol. Gene Ontology annotation, molecular function: protein binding. Gene Ontology annotation, biological process: protein import into peroxisome matrix. The coding region runs from base 257 to 1264 and encodes 335 amino acids. The record is from RefSeq and is a predicted model, not a curated record.
AGUUGUCCGCUUUUGUACUAAGUGGAUUUGCUCAUUACAUAUACGUUGUUAUGCGCUGCAUUUAAUUACGGCUAUGCUAACAUUCCAGCGGCUGGCCCUGAGAAGCCGUUGUUUGAAUAUCAACUGCGGAAUUGCGUUUGAAAACGGUGGUGCGCCUAACUGUAUGUCUCGUGUAUCGAAGUCAGUUGUAUUUGACGCGCUUUUCAUUUCUUUAGCCUACAUUUCCACUCCAACCAACACACAACACUUUUGAGAUAUGCAGUCGUGUUCGACUCCCGAUCGCCAUGGCUACAGCGUACGCUUCUCACCAUUCCAGCCAAAUCAUUUACUAUUGGCUACAAGUCAACUCUACGGUUUGGCCGGUGGUGGCACGUUGUUUCUCCUGGAGCUACCUGCAGCAGGUGGUAAGGGCUUGACGGAACUCGGACGCAUGGAGUGGACUGAUGGACUUUUCGAUGUGGCUUGGUGUCCAUAUGCAGAUAAUAUAGCGGCAACGGCUUCUGGCGAUGGCUCUCUACAAAUCUGGGGUGGCCUUGAUAAUGACAUAGCGGCAACAGACACAACAUUGAAAUCGCUCAAGCAACCGUUGAUUUGUUUGCAGGAACACAAAAAUGAGGUUUACAGCAUCAACUGGGGCGAACAGUGGAAUUGUCAUCAACUCCUAUCGGCCAGUUGGGAUGGUACCAUGAAAUUGUGGGAUUGCCAUCGUCAGAACUCGAUCGCCACCUAUACGGGACACAGUGACCUCAUCUAUUGCGCAAAGUUCUCACCGCUAAUUGCUAAUCUCUUCGCUAGCGUAAGUACAGAUGGUAACUUAAACUUAUGGAAUUCUGCUCUUGAAUUUUCAGGUAAACCCUUGAUGAGCAUCGAGGCAGCGCACAACGGUGAAGUACUCGCCUGUGACUGGAGCCAUUUUGAUCGGAACAUUUUGAUGACUGGUGGUUCGGAUGGUUUGGUGCGUGCUUGGGAUCUACGCAACAUGCGGCAUCACAUCUUUCAACUCUACUCCGGCGAGUUUGCGGUGCGACGGGUGGCUUUUUCCCCAACCACGGCAACGGUGGUAGCAACAGCAAAUUACGAUUUCACAACGAGAAUUUGGGAUUUCAAUCAGUCUUUGGAUGCUUUGGAAGUGAAUGUAAAUCACACGGAAUUCGUUUGCGGCUUGGAUUGGAAUGCUGGCGUGCCACAUCAGCUCGCGGACUGUGGUUGGGAUUCUGUCAUCAAUGUGUAUACGCCGAAAACCUUAAAGGAUAUGUUGGACUAGUUUACAGGAGAAUGUUGGACACGACAUUGCAUCAUCAUUCUAUAGAGGAGUGGUUCACAGUAAUGUCGAAUUAACGUAGUACGCUUUGUAAAUGCGCUGUGACUUAAUUGUUAGCUAUAAUGUAUAGAAAUUAAGGAGCUAAGCAGGUUUGAGGAAGCUGAACCAAAUUCAUGAUCUACAAACAUAUAAAAUAGAUCUAAAAAUGUAUGAAAGAGGUCCACGAGGAAUAAGUAGCUGAGCUAUCCUAAAUUUUCGCCAACUAAGUGUCUUGAAUGUGAUAAUAGAAAUUUACAAUAGGUACCUUGGAAAAAUUUUUAAAAACAAAAAAAAUUAACUCGUUUUAAUGUAUAAAUUUUAAUAAAACGUAUAAUGGAGAUAUGUCAUGGGCCUGGUAUUUUAAGUGCUGGUUUUGCACAAAAUAAUUUGUCAAGUUAAACAACGCUAAAAACAUCAGGUGUAAUCUUUUCGCUAUACUUUAACGAAUGACGAAACGAACAAAUAACUGGUAUAAAUCUAAAAUAAAAUAAAUUCGUGAUUGAUAAAAGAUUAAAGUUUCAACAAAGCGAGCAGAGAAGUUGCGAAUCAAAGGCCGUUAUUUAUAGGAUCUAUUGCAUUUAGUAAAACUUUACUCGAACAGAACCGGCAUUUUAAAUACAGGGUCUAAUGUCUCAUCUCACAUUAUGAUGAUGUAUGAUUUUGUAAAUCUUAAUGUACAUAAAAUGUUACUGGUUAUAUAAAAUACAAAUUAAAACGAUCGUGCCAUCACCGUAAUC